This is a messenger RNA of Lipotes vexillifer (Yangtze River dolphin), 2367 nucleotides long. RefSeq names its product cadherin 10 (gene CDH10). Gene Ontology annotation, biological process: cell-cell junction assembly; cell migration; synaptic membrane adhesion. Gene Ontology annotation, molecular function: beta-catenin binding; cadherin binding; calcium ion binding. The record is from RefSeq and is a predicted model, not a curated record. Gene Ontology annotation, cellular component: adherens junction; catenin complex; plasma membrane. The transcript is spliced from 11 exons. Lineage: Eukaryota; Metazoa; Chordata; Mammalia; Artiodactyla; Lipotidae. The coding region runs from base 1 to 2367 and encodes 788 amino acids.
AUGACAAUAUAUCAGUUUUUGCUACUGUUUCUACUCUGGGUAUGCCUGCCACAUUUCUGUUCUCCAGAGAUAAUGUUCAGAAGGACUUCUAUGCCCCAGAAAAGAAUUUUAGGUGCACGCGUACCUAGAAGUGAUGGCAAAAUUCUGCACCGUCAGAAGCGUGGUUGGAUGUGGAAUCAAUUUUUCUUACUGGAGGAAUAUACAGGAUCUGAUUAUCAAUACGUAGGCAAGCUUCAUUCAGACCAAGAUAAAGGAGAUGGAUCCCUCAAAUAUAUUUUAUCUGGAGAUGGAGCUGGUACUCUUUUCAUUAUUGAUGAAAAAACAGGUGACAUUCAUGCCACAAGAAGAAUUGAUAGGGAAGAAAAGGCCUUUUAUACUCUACGCGCACAAGCUAUUAACAGAAGAACUUUGAGGCCAGUAGAACCGGAGUCUGAGUUUGUGAUCAAAAUCCAUGAUAUCAAUGACAAUGAGCCAACAUUCCCAGAGGAAAUUUAUACAGCGAGUGUUCCCGAAAUGUCUGUUGUAGGUACUUCUGUGGUGCAAGUCACAGCUACAGAUGCCGAUGACCCUUCCUAUGGGAACAGCGCCAGAGUCAUUUACAGCAUACUUCAAGGGCAGCCAUAUUUCUCUGUGGAACCUGAAACAGGUAUCAUCAGGACUGCUUUACCAAACAUGAACAGAGAAAACAGGGAGCAAUAUCAAGUGGUAAUCCAGGCCAAAGACAUGGGUGGCCAGAUGGGAGGCUUAUCGGGGACCACCACGGUCAACAUCACGCUGACAGACGUCAAUGACAAUCCACCGCGCUUCCCCCAGAACACCAUCCAUCUUCGAGUUCUUGAAUCCUCCCCAGUUGGCACAUCCAUUGGAAGGGUAAAAGCAACUGAUGCUGAUACUGGGGAAAAUGCUGAAGUAGAAUACCGAAUUAUUGAUGGUGAUGGGACUGAUAUGUUUGACAUCAGAACUGAGAAGGACACACAGGAAGGCAUCAUCACUGUGAAAAAGCCACUUGACUAUGAGAGCCGAAGGCUUUACACUCUGAAGGUUGAAGCAGAAAAUACCCAUGUGGAUCCACGUUUUUAUUACCUAGGACCAUUUAAAGAUACGGCAAUUGUGAAAAUCUCUAUCGAAGAUGUGGACGAACCACCUGUUUUCAGCAGAUCCUCCUAUCUCUUUGAGGUUCAUGAAGAUAUUGAAGUGGGUACAAUCAUUGGUACUGUGAUGGCAAGGGACCCAGAUUCUACUUCUAGCCCCAUUAGAUUUUCCUUGGAUCGCCACACUGACCUCGACAGGAUCUUUAACAUACAUUCUGGAAAUGGAUCCCUUUAUACAUCAAAGCCACUUGACCGUGAACUAUCUCAGUGGCACAAUCUUACUGUUAUCGCUGCUGAAAUCAACAAUCCCAAAGAGAUGACUCGGGUGGCUGUUUUUGUGAGAAUUUUGGAUGUUAAUGACAAUGCCCCACAAUUUGCUGUGUUCUAUGACACUUUUGUAUGUGAAAAUGCCAGACCAGGACAGCUAAUACAGACUAUAAGUGCAGUAGACAAAGAUGAUCCUUUAGGUGGACAAAAAUUUUUCUUCAGUUUAGCAGCUGUCAAUCCAAACUUCACAGUACAAGACAAUGAAGAUAAUACUGCCAGAAUUUUAACCAGAAAAAAUGGCUUCAGUAGACAUGAAAUAAGCACCUAUCUCUUGCCUGUGGUGAUAUCGGACAACGAUUACCCUAUUCAGAGCAGCACUGGCACACUCACCAUCAGGGUGUGCGCAUGUGACAGCCAAGGCAACAUGCAGUCCUGCAGCGCUGAGGCCCUGCUCCUUCCCGCCGGCCUCAGCACAGGGGCCUUGGUCGCCAUUCUCCUCUGCAUCAUUAUUCUGCUGGUUAUAGUAGUACUGUUUGCAGCUCUGAAAAGACAGCGGAAAAAAGAGCCUCUGAUCUUAUCUAAAGAAGAUAUCAGAGACAACAUUGUGAGCUAUAACGAUGAAGGUGGCGGAGAGGAGGACACCCAGGCCUUUGAUAUCGGCACCCUGAGGAAUCCUGCAGCUAUUGAGGAAAAAAAGCUGCGGCGAGAUAUUAUUCCGGAAACUUUAUUUAUCCCACGGAGGACUCCGACAGCUCCGGAUAACACGGAUGUCCGGGAUUUCAUUAAUGAAAGGCUAAAAGAGCACGAUCUGGAUCCCACCGCACCGCCCUACGACUCACUUGCAACGUAUGCCUACGAAGGAAACGAUUCCAUCGCGGAAUCUCUGAGUUCUUUAGAAUCAGGUACCACUGACGGAGACCAAAACUACGAUUACCUCCGAGAAUGGGGGCCUCGGUUUAAUAAGCUGGCGGAAAUGUACGGUGGCGGGGAAAGUGACAAAGACUCUUAA